Messenger RNA from Maudiozyma saulgeensis, 699 nucleotides. The record is from the annotation of a GenBank genome assembly. Lineage: Eukaryota; Fungi; Ascomycota; Saccharomycetes; Saccharomycetales; Saccharomycetaceae.
AUGCGAUCCAUUUUGACUACUGAGCAAGUGCUCUUGAUCCUCUCAUUGGGCGUUGCUGUAUCACAUGUCUUUCCAGCAAUAUCUACCCCAGUGACACACAUAACAUUAGCAAGAUUCAUGGACUUCACUUACGGUGUUUGGGGUUGGUGCUAUACCAGACGAUUACCCACAAAACUGGUCCUGUGUACUAAGAGAAGUAUCGGAUACAAAUAUUUAAGUACCCAUAUGUAUGGUGAUAUCCUCUUCAUCCCAUCCCAAUCUAAGUAUUCCAUUUCUAGACUGUUAGUGGUCCACAUAAUUGCAUUGUUCAAUAGUGCAGUACUGGCAAUUAUGACAGCAAUGAUUGCAGGAACUACCUAUGGUGAUUCAUCACAAUUUGUGUUGGCAGCAGCAUUAGUCUCGCUACCUUUAUUUGUAUUUUCUCUGUUUUGCUUUUUGGUGGACAUCCUAUUGUUUGCUACUCACUUAGAUUGGCCAGGGUGGUUAAUGCUAAUGGAUACAGUGGUGAUGGCAUUUGUUUGUUCAUUGUUGUGGUCUCUAAGAAGAACCGUGUCGAUUAGAAAUUAUGAAACUUUACAUGCGUCCCAAAGGUACCCAAUGAAUCAGUAUCCCCUACAUCGAACUGUUCAACAAUCUGAGCCAACGAAUACUGCACCCCUAGAAGAACCUGUUUCAAGUUAUAAGACUGAUAAUCACUAA